ACUUCAUUUACCGUGUUAUGUAAUUUUGGAUUAAUAUGCUGUCAUUGAAGAUUACAAAUAUUUUCCAUAUCUCCAACGUUAUUACGAAAAUAUUUCAUUUAUUGUGACUGAUCUCAUAUAAGAAUCUUCACAUAAUACACUAAUAUACAUUCCAUAAAUUUGAUCAUCUUUUUCACAAGUCUAAUCCCGAAACCUUAUUACAACAUGUCGGCUAAAACUCGCCGUUCGAAGGAUCUUGCGGCCACAUUCCUCAUGGCUAUCGUGAUCCUCGCAUCUCCGAUCACAAUCAACGCCGAAGUUGACGUUAACUGCACACCUUGUCUCGAAAAUCCACCGCCUCCGCCACCUCCUUCUUGUACACCCGCGCCUCCUCCUCCGUCACCACCACCGCCGAAGAAGUCCUACUGCCCACCAUCGCCUCUGCCGCCGCCACCACCUCCACCUCCAUUUACUUACAUAUACGCGUAUCCGCCGCCGGGAGACUUGUACCACCCUAUUGACAAUUACUUUGGAGCGGCUGCGGCAGGAGAAAGCUUCUCGGUGGUGAAGCUGGUCGUGUUUGGAGUUAUUGUUUUUAUGAUUCUUUGAUUAUGAUCACAAUUUAUUGAGUUGUUGUUUUUGAACUCUUGUAUGGUUUCUUCGCAUUAAAGUUUUUCUUUUGCUUUUAACGGAUUGGCGUAUGUUUUAGCUGCAUGAUAUAUUGUCCGAGAUUAUAAUCGAUUGUCGAUUAAUUUUUCUAGUUAGGAUCGGAUAUGGUUCAAUAUUCGGAUUUUUCCGCUGCAACCAUUUAU
Arabidopsis lyrata subsp. lyrata is the source of this 791-nucleotide messenger RNA. RefSeq names its product probable inactive serine/threonine-protein kinase slob2. The transcript has a single exon. NCBI's taxonomy places the organism in Eukaryota, Viridiplantae, Streptophyta, Magnoliopsida, Brassicales, Brassicaceae. The coding region runs from base 205 to 588 and encodes 127 amino acids. The record is from RefSeq and is a predicted model, not a curated record.